AUGGCGUUACCACCACCAUUACGGGAUACAGUGACUCCCCAAGAACUCGAAAUGAUAGCUUGUCAGCAACUCGUAGAAAUCAUCCCACUCAUCACGAUGGAAAAAACUGCAUUCAUCUCGGGUGCUUAUGGUCCUCUACGUCCCCCAAAUAAAGCAAAAAUACCCCUAUGGAUGGCUGUCAACUUGAAGAUGAAGAAAAAAUGCCACAUUGUGCCUCCGAAAUGGUUGAACGUCGAAUUUCUGUCAGAACGUUUGGAGCGUGAAGUAGCACAACCCGACGCCUUCUGUGAAAUGCCUUUCCGUUUCGCGGAAGUUGCCAAAGUUCUGAUAGACCUAGCCUCUGACGAUCUAGAGAAUCCUGAUCAGAUACGUUCGCUGCUCAAAGACCUUCGCGAAGCAAGACAGGCAAAGAGUAGAGCGGGUUUAUCCCAAAUCGAUCACAGUGACCUAAGUUUGACCAACUUUUGCUCCAUGGAAAUCAACGAAAUCCGACCUGUCUUCGUGCAAUCAAUGAGCCUCCUCACCAAACUGAAGACCCCGGAGAACGCAUGA
This is a messenger RNA of Coprinopsis cinerea okayama7#130, 552 nucleotides long. Its product is annotated as DNA replication complex GINS protein PSF2. Bases 1 to 552 code for a protein of 183 amino acids. Gene Ontology annotation, biological process: double-strand break repair via break-induced replication; DNA replication. The record is from RefSeq and is a predicted model, not a curated record. Gene Ontology annotation, cellular component: GINS complex; nucleus. The transcript has 5 exons. NCBI's taxonomy places the organism in Eukaryota, Fungi, Basidiomycota, Agaricomycetes, Agaricales, Psathyrellaceae.